This is a messenger RNA of Stegodyphus dumicola, 636 nucleotides long. RefSeq lists its product as uncharacterized. The record is from RefSeq and is a predicted model, not a curated record. NCBI's taxonomy places the organism in Eukaryota, Metazoa, Arthropoda, Arachnida, Araneae, Eresidae.
AUGACGCGAAUUUCAAGGGAUACGCAAAUAUACACCGACGGCUCUACACAAGAAGACGGAGUAGGCAGCGCCUUUGCACACUAUGACAAAGGAAGAAUCAUCCAUGUAUGGAAAGGACGCCUUGACUUAAACAACAUUGUGUUCCAGGCGGAGUUGCAAGCAAUUAUAACGGCGGUAGAUUACAUUUUCAAUAAUAAUAUAGAACGGGCGAAAAUUUUCACAGACAGUAUGUCAACACUUCUAGCACUAGAUAAUCACAACCACACCUCGACCUUGAUCAUCAACUUACAUCAAAGUUUGCAGCGCAACCCGCAGAAACAUCUCUCCUUAACAUGGAUUAAGGCACAUGCAGAAAGUGAGGGGAAUGAAGCAUCUUAUAGCUUGCCAAGCCAGCAGCCACUGAUCCAGAAGCUGAAAAAAAUCACAAUCCGAGGCCCUCCUUCCUACCUCAAAGGGGUAUUACAGGUUCAAGGCCUAAACCUUUGGAAGGAAGACUGGACGCACUGCACAACUGGAAGACGUACAUACAGCUACCUCCCGAAAGUCGGCACUGAACGCAACAUUGCAAAAGCUCCUCUUACGGCUUAUAUUACGGGACAGGCCCAUUCCCGACCUACUUCAAUAGACAUAGCAUAA